ACCCAUUCCUAUCUUUUCUUUCUCACGAGAAAAAGAGCCAGGGCCGAGUUCUCAAGACCCAAUCCCACCAAACCCCUUCUCUUAUCCCCUCCUCAUCUUCUCGCCGCACCCGACGACAUCGCGGGAGAAGGAAGGCAGCAUCAUGGCCGGAGCAGCAGCCGCCGUGGCCUCCGGCAUAUCGAUCAGGCCUGUAGCCGCGCCUAAGAUCUCGCGCGCGCCCCGCUCUCGGUCGGUGGUGAGGGCGGCCGUCUCCAUAGACGAGAAGGCUUACACGGUUCAGAAAUCCGAGGAGAUCUUCAACGCCGCCAAGGAAUUGAUGCCUGGUGGUGUUAAUUCACCAGUCCGUGCCUUCAAAUCAGUCGGCGGGCAGCCCAUAGUUUUUGAUUCUGUGAAGGGCUCUCAUAUGUGGGAUGUCGAUGGAAAUGAAUAUAUUGAUUAUGUUGGUUCCUGGGGUCCUGCAAUCAUUGGUCAUGCAGAUGACAAGGUGAAUGCUGCACUUAUUGAAACUCUGAAGAAGGGUACUAGCUUUGGUGCUCCAUGUGCGUUGGAGAAUGUGUUGGCUCAAAUGGUCAUCUCCGCUGUGCCGAGUAUCGAAAUGGUUCGUUUUGUAAAUUCAGGAACAGAAGCUUGCAUGGGAGCACUCCGCCUUGUGCGUGCAUUCACUGGGAGGGAAAAGAUUCUCAAGUUUGAAGGCUGUUACCAUGGCCAUGCAGAUUCCUUCCUUGUUAAAGCAGGCAGUGGUGUUGCCACCCUCGGCCUCCCAGACUCCCCUGGAGUGCCUAAGGGAGCCACCGUUGGGACUCUAACAGCACCUUAUAAUGAUGCUGAUGCGGUUAAAAAGCUGUUUGAGGAUAACAAAGGGGAGAUUGCUGCAGUCUUCCUUGAGCCGGUUGUUGGCAAUGCUGGCUUCAUUCCUCCGCAGCCUGCUUUCCUAAAUGCUCUCCGUGAGGUGACCAAACAAGACGGUGCACUUCUGGUGUUUGAUGAAGUGAUGACUGGUUUCCGUUUAGCUUAUGGUGGGGCACAAGAGUACUUUGGAAUCACCCCUGAUGUGACAACCUUGGGGAAAAUUAUUGGCGGUGGUCUUCCGGUUGGUGCUUACGGUGGACGGAAGGAUAUCAUGGAGAUGGUUGCUCCAGCAGGGCCAAUGUACCAGGCAGGAACCCUCAGUGGAAACCCUCUAGCUAUGACUGCUGGAAUCCACACUCUCAAGCGUCUGAUGGAGCCUGGCACCUAUGAAUACUUAGACAAGGUCACUGGUGAACUUGUCCGGGGCAUAUUGGAUGUGGGCGCUAAAACAGGGCACGAGAUGUGUGGAGGACACAUCAGAGGCAUGUUCGGAUUCUUCUUCGCAGGUGGCCCAGUGCACAACUUUGAUGAUGCCAAGAAGAGUGACACAGCGAAGUUUGGGAGGUUCCACCGUGGAAUGCUGGAAGAAGGCGUGUAUCUGGCACCAUCCCAGUUCGAGGCAGGUUUUACAAGCUUGGCACACACCACCCAAGACAUUGAGAAAACCGUGGAGGCUGCCGAGAAGGUUCUUCGAUGGAUAUAGAUGAUUUGGAUUGCAAACCUUUUGAAGCUUUUCCUUCUGUUGUAUUCUGUUAGUUUGUACGUGGCUGAAGUUUAGUUUUGUAUUGUAUUUUGUUGUGCAGCAGCAGUAUCUUGUCUCUAGCCCAUUUUUCUUCUUCUGAGUUAGCAUUUGGGGUGAUUUUGUCUUGGCAAUAAAACUUUGGCUACGACCUCCA
Molecule: messenger RNA, 1745 nt
Organism: Hordeum vulgare subsp. vulgare (domesticated barley)
Lineage: Eukaryota; Viridiplantae; Streptophyta; Magnoliopsida; Poales; Poaceae
Product: glutamate-1-semialdehyde 2,1-aminomutase, chloroplastic
Exons: 3
Coding region: 143-1552 (469 amino acids)
Biological process (GO): tetrapyrrole biosynthetic process
Cellular component (GO): chloroplast
Molecular function (GO): pyridoxal phosphate binding; transaminase activity; glutamate-1-semialdehyde 2,1-aminomutase activity
Source: RefSeq, a predicted model, not a curated record